Messenger RNA from Exophiala spinifera, 978 nucleotides. RefSeq lists its product as uncharacterized. Lineage: Eukaryota; Fungi; Ascomycota; Eurotiomycetes; Chaetothyriales; Herpotrichiellaceae. The transcript is spliced from 2 exons. Gene Ontology annotation, biological process: tetrahydrofolylpolyglutamate biosynthetic process. Bases 1 to 978 code for a protein of 325 amino acids. Gene Ontology annotation, cellular component: cytoplasm; mitochondrion; cytosol. The record is from RefSeq and is a predicted model, not a curated record. Gene Ontology annotation, molecular function: tetrahydrofolylpolyglutamate synthase activity; ATP binding.
AUGCUUGAGCAACACCGCCAGCUGCGUUCUGUCCCAGAGAAGAUUGGUCUGUAUACAUCGCCGCAUUUGAUCUCGGUGAGAGAAAGAAUACAGAUCAAUUCCCAACCUAUCGCAGAGCAGAUGUUUGCACGAUACUUUUUCGAAGUUUGGGAUGCUCUUGAAGCUUCUGCACAGCAAGAUGGCCGAGACGCCUCCGUCAAACCGGUUUACUUCCGCUUCUUGACCCUUCUAUCCUGGCAUAUUUUCGUGAGCGAGGCUGUUGAUGUUGCCAUCUACGAGGUUGGAGUUGGAGGAGCUUGGGAUUCCACUAAUAUUGUGGAACGGCCGAUAGCGACUGGCAUCACGACGCUGGGCAUCGACCAUGAGGCGGUUCUGGGGGAUACCUUGGCCAAAAUUGCCUGGCACAAGGCGGGCAUCUUCAAGUCUAAGGUGCCCGCUUUCUCCGUGGAGCAAUUUCCCGAGGGAGCGGAGGUCUUGAAGGAGCGUGCUCAAGAGAUAGGGACUCGCGUCAAAUUCCUUGAAGAACCCCCGUUUUUGUCCCAGAAAACAAGACCAGAGGCCCAAGAAUUGCUGAGGGUGCUCCAAGAAGCCCUAUCGGAUGAGAGCCCGGUUGCCUUUGCUCAUGUUAAUUUUACCACAAACGUGACAAGGAGCAAAGAUGGAUAUAGAAUUGGUAAGCUUCGCCGAGAUCCCCGAUGUGCAGAAGCUCAUCCGUCUCCAGAGUUUGAAAAUCGAAAUGCCUGUGCUCGAUCUAUCAAAGAGCUUACCGUUCAAAAACAAUUUGCAGAGAUCUGGUCGGCCCAUGAUGGCAUAGCAAACGUCCAUCUGACCCCAACGAUUCAAGGGGCAAUCGAACUUGCGGAGGCCUUGAGCGAAGGAUGUACCAGUACGGAAAUCUUGGUUACCGGGAGUCUGCACCUUGUUGGCGGGGUGCUCGCCCUUCUUGAAGGUGCUUCGACUCCAGGAGCGGCGAAGUGA